This is a messenger RNA of Calypte anna (Anna's hummingbird), 1735 nucleotides long. Its product is annotated as 2-hydroxyacylsphingosine 1-beta-galactosyltransferase. NCBI's taxonomy places the organism in Eukaryota, Metazoa, Chordata, Aves, Apodiformes, Trochilidae. Gene Ontology annotation, molecular function: UDP-glycosyltransferase activity. The record is from RefSeq and is a predicted model, not a curated record.
CCUUCCCUCCCUCCUUGUCUGGGCUCCUCGACACCAGCUUGGGCCGCGCUCCCAGCGGGACGGGCUGGAGGGAUGAAGAUGAUGAAGGCGCUGCCGUACCCCGCCGCCCUCCUCUUCCUCCUGGCUGCUUCCCCUCUGGAGCCAUCUCACUGUGCCAAGGUGCUGAUCAUGCCCACCAUCGUCUUCGACAGCCACCUGAGAGUCUUCAUGAGGGUGGCAGAGGCACUGAGUGACCGGGGCCACGACCCUGUCCUGCUGCUCCACGAGGGUCGGGAUGUGGACACCCACCUGCCCGGCUUCCGCCUCCAGAGGUACCGGGGCAUCUUCAGCACCGAGAGUGCAGAUGCCUGGGUGCAGGAGAAGAUAAAACGUGUCUUCCAAGGGAAGAUGACCUCCCUGGAGAUGUUUUCCUUUCUGGAGAAGUACCUGGAGAACUGCGACCUCGUGCUGGGCAACUCCAGCCUCCUGCAGAAGCUCGGCAGCGAGCGCUUCGACCUGCUGCUGGUGGACCCCAACGAGAUGUGUGGCUUCAUCUUGGCACACAUCCUCCGUGUCAAAUACGCUGUCAUCUCCACGGGCUUCUGGUUCCCAGCCGAGAUCGGGGCCACCUCCCCCAUCUCCUAUGUGCCUGAGUUCAACUCCCUGAUGACAGACAGGAUGGGCUUCUUGGGCAGGACCUGGAACCUCCUGGUCUACAUCAUCACCCGCGUGGCCACCAAGCUGGUGAUCCUGCCCAAGUUCGAGCGCCUCAUGGAGAAGCACGGGGUAGAGCCCAGGACAUCCAUGCUGGACCUUGUCCACGGAACCAGCCUCUUCUUCCUCUGCAAUGACGUGGUGCUGGACUUCCCCCGGCCCACCCUGCCCCAUGUCAUCUUCACGGGGGGGAUCCUUGCUGAGCCUGCAAAGCCCCUCCCGGUGGGUCUGCGUCUCUGGGUGGAAGGAGCAGAUGCAGGAGUUGUUGUUGUCUCCUUUGGCAUCGGGAUCCGAGCUCUGCCCAGGGAGCUGGUGGAGAAGAUGGCAGGAGCGUUCGCCCGGCUCCCCCAGAGGGUGGUCUGGAGAUACUUUGGGCAGAAGCCAAGGAACCUGGGUGAGAACACGUUGAUGAUGGGGUGGCUGCCCCAGAACGACCUGCUAGGCCACCCCAAUGUCAAAGCCUUCGUCAGCCACUGCGGGAUGAACGGAGUCUUCGAGGCCAUCUACCAUGGGGUGCCAGUCGUGGGGUUCCCCUUCUACGGAGACCAGUUUGACAUCAUGACCAGAGUGCAGGCAAAGGGCAUGGGCAUCCUCAUGGACUGGAGCAGGGUGAAAGAAGAGGAACUUUAUCAGGCUGUCAUCAGAGUCAUCUCGGAGCCCAGCUACAGGACAGCAGCCCAGCAGAUCUCAGCCCUGCACCUGGACAGGCCCAUGCACGCUCUCAACAGGACAGUUUACUGGCUGGAGUACAUCCUGAGGCAUCACGGGGCACCCUUCCUCCGCCCCGCCGUCUAUGACCUCUCCUGGUACCAGUACUUCUGCCUGGACAUCUUGGCUCUGCUCCUGCUGUGCCUGGCCGGCCUGGGAUUCCUCCUCUACAAAUCUGUGGGGUGGUGGUGGAGGUGGUGGAGGGGCUCAGGGCUCAGCCCCGUGCACCAGAACGGCAGCUGCCUGCGGGGACACUGCACAGAGGAGAAGAAGUGGCAGUAGGGGCUUGGUGCAUCCCAUCCCAUGGCACAUCCCAUCCCGUGGCACAUCCCAU